Purpureocillium takamizusanense is the source of this 1611-nucleotide messenger RNA. RefSeq names its product Ergothioneine biosynthesis protein 1. The record is from RefSeq and is a predicted model, not a curated record. The transcript is spliced from 7 exons. Bases 370 to 1611 code for a protein of 413 amino acids. NCBI's taxonomy places the organism in Eukaryota, Fungi, Ascomycota, Sordariomycetes, Hypocreales, Ophiocordycipitaceae.
UGGCAAUCCAUCCAUCUAGAUACGUAGUAUGCCCAUCCAUCAAUCUCGGUCAGCCUGCACGGCCCGGCUCCUCCGCGUUAUUAUUCCCCUUGCCACAUGUUAAACUCGCAAGCUUGUCCCAUCUCCCAGUCAUCAGAUUUCGAAGAAGACUCCUCCCCCCUCUAUCCCCUUCCCCAUCUUGAACGUUUCCCUCCCCGUUCCCGGAAGUCUGUUCUUUAUUAAGUAGCAGCACGGCCACCACCCACCCACGCUGCUCCCAAAAACGUUGCUCGACCGCAGCGCUGACGAACGCGCGCUUACACCCCAAGACGACGGACGAACGCACGCACGCACGCACGCAUCAUCGCCCACCUCCCCCGCGCCAUCAUCAUGCCUGCCGUCAAGGAGCAGCUCCUUGGCCGCGUGCCCAUCGUUGCCAGCAAGCUUGCCGGCCACGCCGCCUCCACCACCACCACCACCACAAUGGACGUCGGUCAGCCUGAAGAGCUGACGGCGACAGCUGUUGCUGGUGCUGGUGCUGGUGAUGGUGGUGCGCCGGCCCUUGACAUCAUCGAUAUCCGUCGCGACAAGGUCGAGAUCAACCUCAAGGACGAGCUCGCCGCGCUCUUCAACCCGGCCGCCGGCGCCGGCGCCCGGUCGCUGCCCACGCUGCUGCUGUACGACGCCAAGGGCCUGCAGCUGUUUGAAGAUAUCACAUAUCUGGACGAGUACUACCUCACCAACUACGAAAUCGAGCUGCUCAAGCGGUCGUCGGCCGAGCUUGCGAGCAAGAUCCCAGCGGGAUCCAUGGUGAUUGAACUGGGGAGCGGGAACCUGCGCAAGGUCUGUCUCCUCCUUCAGGCGUUUGAAGAUCAGGCCAAGCCUAUCGAUUACUACGCCCUUGACCUGUCGCAGAAGGAGCUCGAGCGCACCCUCGCACAUGUCCCGGCUUUCACGCACGUCUCGUGCCACGGCCUGCUGGGCACGUACGAUGACGGCAAGGAGUGGCUGAGGCAGCGGGAGCUCCUGCGCCGGCCCAAGUGCAUAUUGCACCUGGGAUCUAGCAUCGGAAACUUCAGUCGCGAUGAGGGCGCCGAGUUUCUGCAGGACUUUGCGGACCUGCUUCAGUCUGAAAAUGACUGCAUGAUUGUCGGGCUCGACUCGUGCGGCGACCCGGACAAGGUCUACCGUGCAUACAACGACAGCAAGGGCGUGACUCAUCAGUUCAUCCUCAACGGCCUCGCGCACGCCAAUGAGAUAUAUGGCGAAAAGGUCUUUGACGUGGACGAGUGGGUCGUCAUCGGCGAGUACGUCUACGACGACCAGGGCGGCCGCCACCAGGCCUUUGUCGCCCCCGUCCGCGAGACCACCGUCCUCGGCUCCGUCGUCAAGGCCCGCGAGCGCGUCAAGAUCGAGCAGAGCCUCAAGUACUCCAAGCUUGGCGCGGAGAAGCUCUGGAAGGGAGCCGGCCUCGUAGAAGAGGCCGUGUGGACGCGCCACGGCGAGUAUGGUGAGUACACACCAGAGCAGAGAGUCGUCAUCGUCAUCGUCAUCAUCAUCACCAUCAUCAUCAUCAUCACCAUCACCAUCACCAUCACCACCACCACCACCACCAUCACCGUAAACAUGUGA